Messenger RNA from Ectocarpus siliculosus, 1701 nucleotides. The record is from the annotation of a GenBank genome assembly. NCBI's taxonomy places the organism in Eukaryota, Phaeophyceae, Ectocarpales, Ectocarpaceae.
AUGGGCGGGGCCGGGAAUGCUGCCGUUGUGGCGGUAGGGCGCACGUUUUUCCGGGUAGCCAUCGUGGGCUACACGCUGUCCGGGUUGGCCAUGUUCCCGUCGGUGAUCCUGGGGGUCAGCAAGGGUUACUUCGAGUGGGAGAUGGACCGGUGCACAUGCGUUGUGGAGCAGGAGGCGGCGGCAACGACCGGCCAACCGAUCGUCUCUUCCAGCUCCCUGUCCGGCACCGGCACGACGGCGGGCGCGUCGUCCUCGUGCGUCUUCGGGCAGGACUUCGCCAAGGUCAGCAUCGGCUGGAAGGAGUUCACCUACGACAAGCUGGUGCACACGGUGGGGUGCCCGAUCGCCACGGCCUUCUACGAAGCGAACCCCGCUCUCGACGACGACGAUCUCAAUCUCGACAACGAGAGGUCGCUCUACUUCUUCGAUGAGGUCUACCCCCUGGAUGGCGAGUUCCAGAAGACGGACAACCCCACCCAGGCGGACGAGUCCAACGGCGGGUCCGAGGCGGGCGGCGGGGUGGUGGCCAUGCAGGUGGUGCUGACGUUCUUCUCCAUCCUCACGUACAAGAUGCUCAAGGCUUCGUAUCUGAGCAACGGUUCUCACUGCAGCAUCGGCCUGGCCCUGAUGACCCGGCUCAACCUUCUGGUGGGCGUGGGCACCGCGGCGGCGAUCGUAAGCUUUUGGUGGCUCAUCGAGGGACGGUUCGGGGACGAGCAGAAGGCGCUCACCACUGCACUCGAGAACAUCUUGUUUGAUGAAUGCUGGGGCGAGACUGCGGACGAUGACGCGGCAGGUCUUCAAACGUUCUGCCCCGUUAGGCCGUGGACUUUCACAGGGCCCGGCCUCCCGAUGAUGUUGGGUAUUUUCCAGGUUGGGCUUUUCCUGUUGAUGACGUUGUACAUGGUCUGGAAGGCCCCCACCGUGGAAGGCGUGCUGGACGGAUCCAUGGACCCUACUGGCGUUGUGCUUAAGCCGAGAGUUGUGGAGGUGGAGAUGGUGGUUGGUAAGGCUCUUGCUACCGACGGCGACCCGGAUUACGAUUCGGAGAACCCCCUCUACAACGGCGCCGCCACCAUGAUCCGACCGUACCCGCUCCCCAAGUCCGCGAAGGCCGCGAAGGCCGCGGCCGUAAUGGAGGAGGACGAGGCCACCCUUGCCGCGGCUGCUGCGGCGGCGGCAGCGGCGGGCAGCGACACCGCCUCGAGCGACUACGAGGCCAAGGACGACCCGGAGAUGCAGGACGACCUGAGCGUCAUGCAGUCGGAGUACGCGGGCCCGGCCGACCUGGAGAUGAUCGUGGAGGAGAGCGAGGAGGACCGAACGUCUUCACGGUACGAGUCGGAGACGCGCUACUCGCACGCGCCGUCGUACUCCGACACGUACUCGGACUACGGUGACCGCCCUGCGAGGCAACAGCACGCCUCGAGAGGCAGCCACGCGGCCCCCAUCCGAUAAUGAGAUCAUGCGUGUGGGGGUGCGUGCUUGCCAGGGGGCAUGGGGGGGGGGGGGUCGAUCGAUGAUGCCCAGGCAAGGCGUGUACUUUUUGUCUCCUUUGAUGUGUGUUCGUUCGUGGUAACCUACCUUUUUACACAGCACCGUAGCUGGCGCGCGCGAGGCUUUUUUUCUUGCCUCGUCCUUUUUUUUUUCUUCUUGUGACGUUUUUUUCCGUUGUUGGAUUCAAAACUUAGGUAAUGGAGU